GCUCGUCGUUUCCGGGCGCGCCUCGCGGAAGCGGGCGAGAAGCGGCGCCGGCUCCAUGUGGCGCCGGCUGCGCUCCGCCCUCAGGAGGCUCGGCGGCUCGCCCGCCGCCCUCCCCGCCGAAGGCGCCCGCCCGCCCGCCGGCCGCGGCGCCAUGGAGCGGGCCGUGGUGCGCUGCGUGCCCUCCGAGGCCAAGCUGAGCCUGCGGUUCGUGCUGCCCGACGGCAGCGCCCGGCACAUGCAGCGGGACCAAGCGGAGCCGCUGGGCCGGGCGCUGGCCCGCAUCGCCGCCAACGCCGCCAAGGGCCGCACCAAGGCGGCAAAGAAGAACAAGAAGGCGCGGGCGGAGGGCGGCCCGGCGGCGGAGGGCGGCCCGGAGGCGGCGGCGGUGCCGGCCGUGCGGCUGUUCUCCCGCGACGGGGAGGCGGUGGCCGAGGAGGUGCCGAACGCGGCGGCCUGGCAGGACGGCGCCGUGCUGCAGAUCGGGGAGGCGCAGUACCGCGUGGAGCGCAACCCGCCGGCGCUCACCGAGCUGCAGCUGCCGCGCUCGCUGCUGGCCGGCUUCCCCGUCUGCCCCAAGCUGAGCGCCGAGUUCGCCGCGCCGCAGCACUGCCUGUUCCGCUGGUACCGCGAGCAGCGCCCGGCGCCUGGCGGGGAGGCGGCGGCGGGCGGCGGCGGCGGCGGCCCGGCCUGGGUGGAGGCGGCGGUGGGCGAGCGCGUCUUCACGCCCCCCAACGCGCUGGUGGGGCUGCGGCUGAAGCUGAGCUGCACGCCCGGGGACGCGGCGCAGCGCUACGGGCCGCCCCGCGAGGUGGAGAGCAGCGGCCCCGUGGAGGCCGGGCCCGGCGCCUGCACCUUCGACGCGCGGCACCUGUACACCGGGCGGGUGUGCGGCGGGGGCGCGCUGCGCGCCGUCUCCUACAACGUGCUGGCCGACGUGUACGCGCAGACAGAGUUCUCCCGCACCGUGCUGUACCCCUACUGCGCGCCCUACGCCCUGGAGCUCGACUACCGGCAGAACCUGCUCAAGAAGGAGCUGGCGGGCUACAGCGCCGACCUGAUCUGCCUGCAGGAAGUGGACAAGUCCGUCUUCGUGGACAGCUUGGCCCCAGCCCUGGAUGCUUUCGGGCUCGAGGGGCUGUUCAAGAUUAAGGAGAAGCAGCACGAAGGUCUGGCCACUUUCUACCGCAGGGACAAGUUCAGCCUGCUCAGCCGGCACGACGUCGCGUUCAGCGAGGCCCUGCUCACCGACCCCCAGCACAAGGAGCUGUGCGACAAGCUGGCCCGGUACCCCGCGGUGCAGGAGAAGGUGCUGCAGAGGUCGUCGGUGCUGCAGGUUUCAGUUCUUCAGUCUACAACCGAUCCUUCCAGGAAGAUUUGUGCAGCUAAUACCCACCUAUACUGGCACCCGAAAGGUGGAAACAUCCGUCUCAUCCAAAUUGCUGUAGCCUUGUCUCACAUCAAGCACGUAGCAUGUGACUUGUAUCCUGGUAUACCAGUCAUAUUCUGUGGAGAUUUUAAUAGUACACCAUCGUCUGGAACGUACAGUUUUAUUAGCAGCGGCAGCAUUGCGGAAGAUCAUGAAGACUGGGUCUCAAAUGGUGAAGAAGAAAGGUGCAAUAUGGCUCUCAGCCAUCCUUUCAAACUGCUAAGUGCUUGUGGAGAACCUGCUUAUACAAACUAUGUUGGUGGGUUUCAUGGGUGUCUGGACUACAUUUUCAUUGACAAAAAUGCUCUAGAGGUUGAACAGGUCAUUCCGAUGCCAAGUCAUGAAGAAGUAACAACCCAUCAGGCUUUGCCAAGUGUUUCACAUCCUUCCGAUCAUAUAGCAUUAGUAUGUGACUUAAAGUGGAAAUAGAUCAGCUCUUGCAUGGUGCUUCUGGGGGUUUUCAAACCAGAAGUUUCAUUUUCUGCUGGGGAACUGAGGUUACACCCUGGCUUGUCUGCUACUAAAAGGAAAUCAGAAUGAUUACUGAAAAGUUCAUGUGUGUAAUGGUUCUGCUGAAUACUAUCACAGUGUUCAGAAUAUUUGCAUGAGAACUUUUUCAUUCCCUUUUUAUAUGCUUACAGGAAAAAUCUAAGACGGGGUUUUGAAAAUUGGAUUAUCAUAUACCUUUUUAUUGGUGUUUUUAAAGGAUUAAGAAUAUUUUGUCUAAAAAAUAUGAAUUUAAUCUGAUUUAUAAGACAGUAUACAAACUGAACCCUGCCUAAUUCAGAACCAAACAUAGAACCUGAAAACAAAUGGAUUUAAUUGAUUCAGCCUCAUUGUAAUUACUGUCACAGGACAGUUUUUUUAAAAAUAAGUUUGCAAAUUGUCUUGCUCACCAUUACUGUGUUCCAAUUUUUUAGUAACUAGCAUGAACAACAUACUUGGACCUACCACCUUCUGAAAAGAUAUUCCUUGAGUAUCAGCGGAUAGCUCUUCUGUCAACAAUCAAGCAGGUUAAAAUCAAAGUUAUAAUUGAUUUGGAAGCAUUUUGCUUGCCCACUCAGUAUGUGUAAUGAGGGUAACUGCAGCACCGGCUAAAACUGGACUACAUAUUUAGGUAGCAUUUACUUUGAACAUCUGCUCCUCCUGUUCAUGAUCAUUGGCAAUAAAUACUGAAGUUUAGGACAGCCAGCUCUGGAUGGGAGGGAGCUGGGGAGCUUUUUAACAAUGUGUUUUCAGGUGAGGGGGAGUUACAGAAUAGUUAAUGUUGUGCAUUAGCUAUCUGUGCCUAAAUCAGAAAAAAGCCCACAAGUGACUUGCAAACCUUUAACAUAAUUGUUCUAUUUUGUUCCUCUAUUGCAUACAACGACCACCUGCAUCUUUAAUGGUGUUCUACCUGAAUUUUUUCCUUUAGAAAUAUAGUCUUCCCUGUUUUGUAGGAGAUGAUUUGGAUGUGGGGAAAUGUAUUUUAUCUGUACCUUCAUUGACUGCAUUGGAGGGGUUUGAAUCACUUAACAAGCUUUUCUCCCUGCAUCAUUAGUGCAUAUGAAACAAAUAGCAUUUGAAAACUAUUUCACUUGAUCUCCCUCUUUCACUUAAUAAAGUUCUCUUUUCAAUAGUC
Falco peregrinus (peregrine falcon) is the source of this 3047-nucleotide messenger RNA. It is a transcript of the gene PDE12, whose product is annotated as phosphodiesterase 12. Gene Ontology annotation, biological process: nuclear-transcribed mRNA catabolic process, deadenylation-dependent decay. The transcript is spliced from 3 exons. Gene Ontology annotation, molecular function: 3'-5'-RNA exonuclease activity. Gene Ontology annotation, cellular component: mitochondrion. The record is from RefSeq and is a predicted model, not a curated record. The coding region runs from base 56 to 1855 and encodes 599 amino acids. NCBI's taxonomy places the organism in Eukaryota, Metazoa, Chordata, Aves, Falconiformes, Falconidae.